Equus caballus (horse) is the source of this 5654-nucleotide messenger RNA. Lineage: Eukaryota; Metazoa; Chordata; Mammalia; Perissodactyla; Equidae. The record is from RefSeq and is a predicted model, not a curated record.
AAGGACGCGCCGAGCGCCGGAUUUCGGCCCCCGGCGGGGGAUAGAAAUAACGUGGCGCCGUUUUAGACGCUGCGGGGAGUGCACGGCCCCUCCCUCACUCUCCGGCCCAGUUUCAGCGAUCUCCACAGAAGCCUCUGAGGCCACCCCCAGAGAACGUCAGGAUGGCCGAGGAAAAGAGUGAAAAACUAGUGAUGGAAGAAACUGCAUUUGAAGAAAUGGAAAGGGAUUUUCAGGAGGUUCUCAAUGAACUUUCAGGAGACAAAAGUCUGGAGAAAUUUAGGGUUGAAUAUGAAAAGCUUCAUGCUGUCAUGAAAAAGUCUUAUGACAAUGAAAAGCGUCUGAUGGCCAAAUGCAGAGAGUUAAAUGCGGAGAUUGUCGUUAAUUCUGCGAAGGUUGCCACUGCCCUGAAGCUCUCUCAAGAUGACCAGACCACCAUUGCCUCCCUAAAGAAGGAAAUCGAAAAGGCCUGGAAGAUGGUGGACUCAGCCUAUGAUAAAGAGCAGAAGGCAAAGGAGACGAUUCUUGCCCUGAAAGAGGAGAUAGUGAACCUCACCAGACUAGUUGAGCAAGGGUCUGGACUGUCAAUGGACCAUGACAGCAAUAUCCGAGAUUUGCUGAAGUUCAAAGAAGAAGUGACAAAGGAGCGAGACCAGCUUUUGUCAGAAGUGGUGAAAUUACGGGAGUCCUUGGCUCAGAACACGGAACAGCAGCAGGAGAUGGAGCGAGCCAGAGAAGAGGCAGAGCAGACCAUCAGCCAGUUCCAACAAGAAAUCCAGCAACGUCAGAAUGAGGCUUCACGGGAGUCCCGGAAGAAGGAAAAAUUAGAGAAAGAGCUCAGGCAGAUUCAGACAGACAUGGACAGCAGGCAGACGGAAAUCAGGGCCCUGCAGCAGUACGUGCAGAAGAGCAAGGAGGAGCUUCAGAGGCUGGAGCAGCAGCUGAAGGAGCAGAAGAUAUUGAAUGAGAGAGCUGCAAAGGAGCUGGAGCAGUUUCAAAUGAGAAAUUCUAAACUUCAGCAAGAGAACGAACAACACAGUUUGGUUUGUGAGCAGCUAUCCCAGGAAAACCAGCAGAAGGCGUUGGAGCUCAAAGCCAAAGAGGAAGAAGUCCAUCAGAUGCGCCUCGACAUCGGGAAGCUCAACAAAAUCAGAGAACAAAUACAUAAGAAAUUGCACCAGAUUGAGGAUCAGAAGGCAGAAGUGGAACAGCACAAGGAAACUCUAAAAAAUCAGAUCUUGGGGUUAGAGAGAGAGGUGGAGACUUCAAAGAAACAGGCGGAACUUGAUAAGAAAGCAAUGGAUGAGCUUCUGCGAGAAAGGGACAUAUUAAAUAAGAAUAUGCUUAAGGCGGUCAACGCGACCCAGAAACAGAUAGACCUGGUAAAGCUCCAUGAACAAGCCAAGAGGAACCUGGAGGAAGAGAUCCAGAACUACAGGGAUGAGGCUCAGAAGCAGAGGAAGAUCAUCUUUCAGCUGGAGAAGGAUCGAGAUCGGUACAUCAACGAAGCCAGCGACCUCACCCAGAAGGUCCUCCUGAACAUGGAAGACAUAAAAGUCCGUGAAAUGCAGAUUUUUGACUACAGGAAAAAAAUCGCCGAAUCGGAGACUAAAUUAAAACAGCAACAGAACCUGUAUGAAGCUGUCAGGUCAGACAGGAAUCUGUACAGCAAAAAUCUGGUUGAGGCUCAGGAUGAAGUGACAGAAAUGAAGAGAAAAUUAAAGAUUAUGACCCAUCAGGUAGAUCAGCUGAAAGAAGAGAUCUCUGCCAAAGAGUCGGCACUUGUGAAGCUGCAUCUGGAACAGCAGCGCAUAGAAAAGGAGAAGGAAACCUUGAAGGCCGAGCUGCAGAAGCUGAGACAACAAGCCCUGGAGACCAAACACUUCAUUGAAAAGCAGGAAGCUGAAGAGAGAAAACUCCUGCGAAUCAUUGCUGAGGCUGAUGGGGAGAGGGUGAGACAGAAGAAGGAGUUAGACCAGGUCAUCAGCGAGAGAGAUAUCUUGGGGUCACAGCUUGUUCGGCGCAAUGAUGAGUUGGCUUUGCUCUAUGAGAAGAUCAAGAUCCAACAAUCUGUGCUGAAUAAAGGCGAGAGCCAGUACAACCAGAGGUUGGAGGACAUGAGAAUCCUCAAACUUGAGAUCAAGAAGCUUCGCCGGGAAAAGGGGAUUCUUGCCAGGAGUGUGGCUAAUGUUGACGAACUCAGACAGGAGCUUUUCCACAUGCAAAGAGACUUCUUGAAGGAGAGGACGCGAUGCCGGGCCCUGGAGGAGGAACUGGAGAACCCCAUGAACGUGCACAGGUGGAGGAAGCUCGAGGCCAGUGACCCCAGUACCUUUGAGCUGAUACAGAAAAUUCACACCCUGCAGAAGCAUCUCAUCAGCAAGACGGAAGAGGUGGUUGAAAAAGAGCUGCUCCUUCAGGAAAAGGAGAAGCUGUAUGUGGAACUAAAGCACAUCCUGGCCCGGCAGCCUGGGCCGGAGGCGGCAGAGCAGCUGCAGAUCUACCGCCACACACUGCGGGAGAAGACCAAGCAGCUUAAAGUUUUGUCUUCAGAAUUGAAUAUGUAUGAAUCACAGAGCCAAGAAUAUAAGUAUGAGAUUGAGAAACUUACCAAUGAACUGCUGGAGUUAAAGAAGAAAUACCUCGCUCAGAAACGCAGAGAACACAUUCAGAAAAACAAGGACAGAAUAUCCAUGGAUAACACCUUCCCGGUGGUCAAACCAACUGGCUCUCGUUUUACUGGGGGUGGAUUUCCCCUCAACAAGUCACCCAAGGACCAAGGUUUCCAACGAGAGGAGCGGAAGACUUAAUGAUCCCAAGAUGCUUGUUCAGAUUCUACAAAGAUGUGGGGUUUUAGAGGGAUUUGCUGCAUAUUCUGCUGGCCCUCUUGGUUCACCACCAGCAGCCAAGCCAAGACAAUGAUGGCCAUGAAAGUGAUUUAUUAUGAAGUGAUUCCAGGAAAUCCAGUAAGAGUGGAGAAGUGGGAUAGGGAAAGGAAGGAGAUGAAGCUAGGGUGCGAUAUCAAGUCAAGUUUCAUGGUAGGAUACUCUGGCGGAUCUUGCACGGGGCUCUGGAGACAAUGUAAUCAUGUCUCAGAGUCGUCCCAGUCAGGAGUGAGGGAGCUGAGGUAUUUAUAUCACUCAUACCCUUAGUCGUUGGCCAAGAACUGCUCUGGAAGGAUCCUUCUGGUUCUCUCUACCUGGGAGCAAAGCAGGGUCUGGCAGGUGGGGGUGGCCCUUGGACAGAGAACGCAGGUGCUGACUGUUGGGAGUGAAAGUGGUUAAGGGCUCAGGGCAAAUGGGUCAGGCAGUGUCAUCCUCUGCUGCUUCUCCCAGUGGUCCCAGCAGGAGAACUACAGAUGGAAAUCAACCUCCAGCAUAGCUGGUAACCGUGUGGUGAGGUGUCAUCAUCAGCUCUUGGUGUACCAUGCAGGGAUGUGGAGGAUGGGUAUAUACCCUAGAGGAUUUGCUAAGAGCACUUUAAACCUAAAGAAUCACAGUGGGGCCAUUUCCAUUUUUGAAAAUCACUGAUGAUAUCUUCCCUCAGAACCAACAAUAUUCUGUUUAGACGAAGACUCCUGCAGGUAAGGCAAGGCAGUUAUGAUGCGUAUGUAACACUGGAGAUUUCCCAGUCCGUUCAGGGACACUUUGCAGUAUAGCUGUGGCCAACUUCCUUCUGAGUCCUUGGGCGGCUUUGUAAGAGGUUCACUUCUCUAGAGAAAUAGGGCCUGUGACUCUUGAUCUAUCCCAGUAUGGAGACAGAUGCUGGGUUCAAAUCCUGGCUCUUUGUAACAGUGAGUUGUUUUGAGGAUUAAAUGAGUUAGUGCAUGUAAGCCUAGAAUAAUGUCAGGCACAUAGUAAUUCUUAAUACAUAUCUGCCAUUAUUAUUAUUGCAUAAGGUACCUAAUGUUUUGAAAUUACAGAAUAAAAGUUGUUACAUAAUACUUUAUUAUAUCAACUAUAAUGGUGAUUCUAUUCCCCAUUUAGAAGGUGAAUGACACUAAAAUAUCCAGAUGAAGCUGGAUUUGGUAAUGUAAUUUAUAGUUGAAUAUCUUGUAAAAAUGCCACAUUGGGUGCCUCAUGAAAACUUCUAUAUACUUUUCUUAUAAUUGCCAUCUGGGGACAGAUCCUUCAUCUUUGGAAGUCAGAGCUUCCAGAGAGAAAGAUGCUAGUGGCCUCGAGCUGCUAUCAUUUUCUUAUUUCUCUGCACAUAACGGAGCAGGGUGCUCUGCUGGUGACGGAGGUCCCAGGAGCCAAGAUGGUGUGGGCUCUGGGAGCUGACUGGCGGCUCUAUAGGCUCAAUGUCCUUCUGUUCAAAUGCAGGAGGAGUGAGUUAAGGCUAGAAAGGGUGGAAGGUACUGCCCUCGCCUCUCGUUUACGGCGCAUCCUGACGGUCCAAGGUAUUAUUAGCAAUCACUGUUUAGGUACAGGUGUUAACGCCAUUGCCACAGUCCAAAAAUGAGCUGUUAAAAACACUGAGACUUGCAAAUCAUUAAAGAUAACUGUGAACUCACCGUGGGCUGAAAUGCUUUUAAAAUCACAAAUUUGAGCUGCAUUGUAAAGCAACAUUAGGAGAUUGUAUAGUAGCAUCAUUUUACCCUGGGGUUUCAGAGUUUCAGAAAGGAGUCAUGUUGUUAAACCAGCCAUUGACUCUCAACUGGACUGAUGGGGAGCCGGUAUGGUUUCUCUAUUGAUAGAGAGAAACGUGAUAAAGGAGAUUCCCUGGUCAUUAUUUGCUGAUCAGAGCUUCUCAGUGACUGCUCUUAUAGCCAGGUUUUCAUUGUGCUUACCUCUGGGGAAAUUGCUCAGAGCAAAGAUUGGUUGCUGUGAUAAGCCAUAGAGAUGGAGGUAAUCAUGCUAAGAGAAGAUGGCCACAACUCUCCUUGUCAUAGGCUGUAAUUUUGCUGUUAAAUUUUAUUCAGUGUUGAUAAUUAUAGUUUGAUUUCCUGAUUUGCUCAGCCAGAUUUUAAAGUUUGACCUAGGCCAAAAUACCCAUUGGAAAAUGAAUUUUGAGCAGGAUGGCAUUUCAGAGACUGGACAAUUUGAGGAAAGAUACUAGCUUUCUCUUAAAUGUAAUCAAUUAUAUGGAAAUCUACUUGGAACAGGAGCAAAAGGAGGGCAUUUUUAAAUAUUAAAAUGGUAAAAUAGUUAAAAAAUAUAUCUCACUAUUUUCUUUGUAGUAGAUAGGAAAUAUUUUUAUGGCAUUGUUCAUUUUUAACUUCUAAUUCAAUGCUGUUUUAGUACACCAUUUCUCAUAUCUAUUAUUUAAAAUUUCCAUUAGGGUUUUGAGGCCCAUUAGAAUUUUAUAACUAUGUAAGGUGAUAUCAAUAGGGUACCAUUUUUCUUUUCUAUAUUUAAAAAUAAAUUUCUUUUCCUUAUUUUAAAGUACCUGAUUGAAAAUACGUAUAGAAAAUUAGAAAAUAUGGAUAAGCGAAAAGAAGAAAAAGGACAUCAAUAAUCCCACCAUCUAUUGAUAACUGUUGUUUUCCUGGGCUAACGCUCUUCUCAUUCACAUGGCUUGGCUGUGCCGAUCGUUCAUGCCCAGUGUUUGUUCUGAUUGGUGCUUAUAAUUCCCAGUUGGUAAAAAUUUUAAUAUCACCUAUGAAAUACUACUGUUUCUUUCUUUUUUUUUUUAAAGAUUUUAUUUUUUUCCUUUUU